Molecule: messenger RNA, 654 nt
Organism: Ixodes scapularis (black-legged tick)
Lineage: Eukaryota; Metazoa; Arthropoda; Arachnida; Ixodida; Ixodidae
Exons: 8
Coding region: 1-654 (217 amino acids)
Source: RefSeq, a predicted model, not a curated record
AUGAGGGUUGUUAUCGUCGCGCUGAUUUCAGCAUCAUUUAUCGUUUGUACGUCUGCUAAGGUUAAGACGACAAAGAAAAAACCUUCAGAUGCUCCGGUUGUAACACUUGACUACUUGUUGUAUGAACCGGAUGGAGAAACCGCCAUGUGGAUAUCCGAGUUUAACUCAUCGCUGGACAAAGUUUACCAAACCGCAAGUCGGUGGCUAAGGAAAGAAAUAUAUUACAAUUUAAAACUUCAAACUGGGAAUAUAGCUCAGGUCGACGAAUAUACGUCGUCAAAAGUAGACGAUCUGAGAAAAAAGGGCAAAGAAGUGAAUCCCUUCGACGCUUUGCAUUACGUAAUAAAAGAAGCAAAGGAAUUAACUGACAACCCCUCUGACAUUCUCUGCCUUGUCACAAAAACACCGCUGACAAUUUACAAAGGCGGUUUUGGUUUAUAUCAUCCGUUGUGUAAGGAUGUGGUACCACUUAUUUUAACAUACGACUCCAAGAACAUCACUGCGACGGGCGAAAGCCUGGGUUUUUUAAUUAGAGACACCCUUAAUAUAAGUAACGUCUACACCUGGGUCGUUAAGACAUCAGAAGAGGAAAGGAAACAGCGUUUUGAUAAUUGUCAAAUUCAACGUCAAUUGAAAAAAGAAACAGUGAUGUGA